Messenger RNA from Gasterosteus aculeatus aculeatus (three-spined stickleback), 3062 nucleotides. RefSeq names its product angiogenic factor with G patch and FHA domains 1 (gene aggf1). Lineage: Eukaryota; Metazoa; Chordata; Actinopteri; Perciformes; Gasterosteidae. Gene Ontology annotation, molecular function: nucleic acid binding; protein binding. The record is from RefSeq and is a predicted model, not a curated record. Gene Ontology annotation, biological process: vasculogenesis.
UACAAUUAGCUAGUUAGCUUGUAGUACAUGGCGGUUGUGAACAGGGUGGACAGUAAACAUUACCACGGUUAUAACUGUAACUGUUUCAUUAUCAUCAAAACAUGUGCUCGAGUGUGUCGGAAAAGCAGGAUAGUUACAAAAUGUGUAUUUUCAACUUUCAGAUCGGCUCAUCUGUCGUGCUGACAGGAAACUCACUGAAAAAGAGACCGAAACGACGCAAACGUUGAACUAAUGGAGAACGACGACGGCGAAAAAGACACCGAGUCUGAAGAGACCGAGCUCCGUCUAAAAGUGGAGUCGUUGAAGCAGGACCUCCACGAUUGCAGAGCCGAGCUGAUGAAGUUGCAGAAGCUGCUGAACCAGUCCGAACGGCUGCAGCGAAACACGGAGAGCUACAACGAGGACCUGCGGAAACAGGUUGACCAGCUGAGCGCAGAGAUUCAUGAGCGGAAGAAGAAAGAGCAACACAGAGUCGACAGUGAAACUCAGACGGAAGAAUAUGAAUGGACAGAAUCAGAUUAUUACAACUACUACUAUGGAGGCCACUCUCAGGACCCAGAGGCUUCAGACAAUAAAGAUGGCCUGAACGCAGUAGCAGCUGUGGAUGCAGUGAAUGGCAGUGAGGCUUCAACCCCGAUUGAAGCAGCACCUGCUAAUGCUAACCAUGAUGACAGUGUUGCAGUAACAACAGAGGAGGAUAAUGGAGGAUCCAUAGCUGAUAUGUUGAGGGCCACCGCCGAAGAGGCCAUGACACAAACUGGGUUUGUCUUCGAUGAGACAACCGGUCUGUACUAUGACCAUAGCACAGGCUUCUACUACGACUCGGCCAGUCAGUUGUACUAUGAUGCCAACACAGGCAUAUACUACUGCUUUGAUGCAGAGAGUGGACGAUACCAAUUUCAUUCCAAGAUUGAGGUGGCGGCUGUACAAACUGCUGAAGAGCCUUCCUAUGACAAUAGCACUGCUGAAAAGAAGGGCAAAAAGUUGAAGAAAGGGUCCAAGAAAACAUCCCGCCAGAAUGAUAAGGAACCCAUCUUGGAUGAGGUAAAGUUGGAAGAAGAAGAAACUGAGUGGGUUGAAAGGCAAACCACAAAAAGGACCACCAAAUUGAAACGAAAGUCCCACAGUCCAGAUGUGUCUCCACGUAGAAAGAAAUAUUCCAAACACAGAGAGGAGAGUGAAAAAUCCUCAUCAAAGAGGAAGAAGCAGAAAACCGAUUCACACAAAGGUGAUAAGGAUCGAUCAAGGAGGAAAAGGAGGAAAUCCAAAUCGAAAAAAGCGAAGAAGAAAAAGAGUCCGACUCGAAGCGAUGACUCUGAGGGGAACAGUGAACCAGAGGAGGGUGAGAUCACAGAGUCUGAGAAAGAGGAGUGGGAGUCCACUCCCUCGUCCUCCUCAUCUUCCAGCUCCAAGGAAAGCCCAGAGUCAGAAAUGGAGACUCAUGGUCAUGAAGUCAAAGACAUUUGGCCGCCCUGUGUAAGAGUGACGGUGGUCCGAUCCCCGGUGCUGCAGGUGGGCACUCUGUUCAUCAUAACGGCCGACUCUACAGCCACCAUGGGCAGAGAGAAGGACAUGGACCAUGCAAUCAGAAUACCAGAAAUGGGAGUCAGCAAGCUCCAUGCAGAGGUAUACUUUGACCAGGAGCAGCAGGCCUACAUGCUGGUGGACCAGGGAAGCCAGAAUGGAACAGUCAUUAACGGCAACAGGAUCUUGCAGCCCAAAACCAAAUGUGAGCCACACGCACUGAUGCACGGCGAUGAGGUGAAGAUGGGAGACACUGUGCUGUCUUUUCACAUCCACUCGGGGACAGAUACCUGCGACGGCUGUGAGCCUGGUCAGGUGAUGGCUCACCUCAGCAAGCACAGGAGAGAGGAGACUACAGGCCCGAGUCUCACCAAAGAGGAUAAAGAAGCACUGAGGCAAAAAGAGCUGAAGCAGAUGAAGGCUAAAUACGGCCUGCAGGUGAGUGGUAUCAAGACCUGGCACCAGCCAGUUGAGCUCCUCCUCUCUUUAUGCCCUCUCACCUCCCGGUUGUCUUUGCAUAAACAGAGCAGUGAGUUUGAGGAGGCCAAAGCUCUCAAGAACCCCAGAUACCAGGAUCGAGCAGAGUCUCGGCGGCAGACAGUGGGCAGCGAGGGUGUUUUCCAACGGGACGACGCACCGGCUUCUGUUCAUCAGGAGAUCAGCGAAGUCAACAAAGGACGGAAAAUGCUGGAAAAGAUGGGCUGGAAGAAAGGGGAGGGACUGGGUAAAGAAGGAACUGGGAUGAGAGACCCGAUUCAAUUAAAAAUCCGAAAGUCGCAGUCCGGUUUGGGGGCCGGCGCCACCAUGUCUUUAGACAGCGUCUCUGUGACCAAAUCAAAGUCCCAAAAGAACUGGGAGAAAGCACGAGAGAGAUUUGCGGAUUCAUGCCAGCCGGACCUGCUGUCACCCAACCAACAGAAGAACAAGUCACCCAAAGCCUGGGUCAAAGGAGAAGAGACCGAGACCCCAAACACACAAGAAGGUGUUGAUACAAACGACCAAAGUUAAGAAUGACUGAGAAUAAACUGAGGUUUUUAUGUGUCUCUCUCUACUGCCUGAGCAACACUAUUUUCAUGAGAUUCCUCGCUGAGGACAGAAAGCAAAGUCUAUUUCUCUGCUCGCAACUGUCGCAAAGCCGGGAUUUCACCAGGACUCUUUGUAAAACGCUGUCAACCAGCUGUCCACUGCUGUGCAUUAACAUCAUUUGUAAAUGUAACUAUCAGUGGUUGUAGAAUGUGUUUUUAUUCCAUAAGUGAACUGUGUGUUCUGAACAGUCUCAAAGAAAGCUGCAGAGCAGCAGCGCUUGUUUCACGGCCCAGUGUGUCUGAAGUCAUGCCUCACCAAUCACACAGCACACAAAUUGCCUCCAGCAAAUAUUGACAAUGAGCUAUAUUUCUCAGGGUGAGAUCAUGUUAUGAUUAAACAACAGGUCGGUUUAGACCGGACUGUAACUGAUCAUGUAAAACCACUCCCAACUUGGUGUCGGUGUCUCCACAAAACCAAACCAGUGGUGCACAUAAAAGUUUGAACAUUAUCAA